CACAAUAAAGAAAAAUAUAUUGUCUAUAAGAACUCAACAAGUAGCAAAGUAUUAACAAUCUCAGAAUCAGAAGCCAAGCAAACACAGUCAGUGAUUCUGAAUUCUAAUGGAGCAAAGCAGAGGCCUGAGAUUGAUACUUCUCCCACUGCCAUUUCAAGGCCAUAUAAACCCCAUGCUAGAACUGGGCAACCUUCUUCACUCCAAAGGCUUUUCCAUAACCAUCGUCCACACCAAGUUCAACUCUCUCAAUCCUUCAAGCCACCCACACUUCCCCUUCCACUCAAUCCCUGUCGACGUAUCUGAAUCUGAGGCCUCCAUAAAGGAAGCUGGCCGUCUUCUUUCUCUUAUAGACGCUAAAUGUGUUGAGCCUUUCAGGGAAUGCUUGGCUACCUUGUUAUCCGAUGCGGAGGACCCUGUUGCUUGCUUGAUCUCAGAUUCUCACCUUCACUUCACUCCAUCAGUUGCAGAGAGCUUUGAGCUCCCAAGGAUUCUGUUAAGGACUGGGGGCGCCGCUUCCUUGGCUGUUUUUGCUGCUUUUCCACUUUUGAAGGAAAAGGGUUACCUCCCAAUACAAGAUUCUCGACUAGAAGAGCCAGUGACAGAGCUGUCACCAUUCAAAGUUAAAGACCUGCCCAGAAUGGACACUUGUGACCCUGAGCUUAUUUACCAACUGAUAAAUGAACCUAAGGCCUCAUCUGGACUCAUUUUCAACACUUUCGAAGACCUUGAACAACAUGCACUUGCCACACUUCGCCAAGAUUCUUACCCCAAUAUUCCAAUUUUCCCAAUAGGCCCAUUUCACAAGUGUGACUCUGCAGCAUCCUCUUCUUCAAUUGGCUUAUUAACAGAAGACCAGAGUUGCAUUUCAUGGCUAAACACUCAAGCACCGAAAUCUGUUGUGUAUGUUAGCUUUGGGAGCCUUGCUGCAGUAAAAGAAGCUCAGUUUUUGGAGAUAGCUUGGGGACUAGCCAACAGCAACCACCCAUUCUUGUGGGUGGUUCGACCCGGAUUAGUCCAUGGAUCAGAACCAUUGCCUGAUGGGUUUCUUGAGAGUUUGAAUGGGAGGGGCCACAUUGUGAAAUGGGCUCCACAGAAACAAGUACUGGCUCAUCCAGCAGUUGGAGCCUUUUGGACUCACAAUGGUUGGAAUUCUACAUUGGAGAGUGUUUGUGAGGGGGUCCCUAUGAUUUGCAUGCCAUGUGUCAGUGAUCAAAUGGCCAAUGCAAGAUAUGUGAGCCAUGUUUGGAAGGUUGGGGUGCAGAUAGAGCAUGGGAUUGAGAGAGCAGAGAUUGAAAGAACCAUUAAUUUGUUAAUGGUGGAGAAAGAAGGGGAAGAGAUCAGAGACAGAGCAUUGAAGUUGAUGGAGAAGGCAAAUCUUUGCCUCAAAGAAGGUGGCUCUUCGUCCCAAUCUUUGGAUGGAUUGAUUAAACAUAUUUUAUCAAUAAAAUCCUUUGCUUUUGGAAAGCAGAGUGAGUGAUCCCUUGUUUUUGAAACCCCUUCAAUUAAAUCAUGAAUUUUUAUGUAUGUGUCCUUGUAUUUCAAAACCAGAAGCGAACAGCAAACAGAUUAAAGAGAGGUAGUGAUGGAUGAAGCAUUUGAUUGUGGAACUUUUAUUACCUCUGUAUGCACAUGGAAACAUACAUCACACGCAAGAGCAGAUCAAAGACACAAAGGGUUUCAACUUGAGAGACAGAACUUGAUCAACUUGCAGCUAGAAGGAUCAAUAAUGAUCCAAAACGGCAUUUCCCUCCAAAACAACUACCUACGCAUUUCUACGGUUUCCAAUUGAAGCAUGCAAGGAAAAACCAGAUCAGUUUGCAAACAGAAAUCCGGGACUACUUCAACAUGAAAGGAAAAACCAUAUCAUUUUGCAAACACAUCGUUUAGUACAUGAGUUAUAGGUAACAAUUUUUAUUUUUGUUCACCCUAUGGCAUAGGUAUAUUACAUACUCUUGUAGAUAUAUAUAUAUUUUUCAUACUCUUGUAGAAAUCUUAUGGUGUAGGUAUUUUGUUC
Molecule: messenger RNA, 2014 nt
Organism: Prunus avium (sweet cherry)
Lineage: Eukaryota; Viridiplantae; Streptophyta; Magnoliopsida; Rosales; Rosaceae
Product: UDP-glycosyltransferase 76F1-like
Molecular function (GO): quercetin 3-O-glucosyltransferase activity; quercetin 7-O-glucosyltransferase activity
Source: RefSeq, a predicted model, not a curated record